This is a messenger RNA of Oryza brachyantha (malo sina), 1827 nucleotides long. RefSeq lists its product as uncharacterized. The transcript has a single exon. The coding region runs from base 142 to 1497 and encodes 451 amino acids. NCBI's taxonomy places the organism in Eukaryota, Viridiplantae, Streptophyta, Magnoliopsida, Poales, Poaceae. The record is from RefSeq and is a predicted model, not a curated record. Gene Ontology annotation, molecular function: protein binding.
UAAAGAGAAGGGUGAAAAGCCUUGUGCCUUAAGAGUUGAGACGAGAAGCCUAUAAAUAAGAGCUGCUCUGUAACAUCAGGCUCAGCGUUUCGUCUUCCCCCCACCACCAGCGAAUCUCUCUUCAAAAUCAACUCCAAUCCCAUGGCCUCUUCUUCUCCUCCUCCUCCUCCUCCUCCCAUGGCCGACGCAAACAAGGGCUGGGGGGAGCUCCCCGAAAGAUGCCUCGGCAGAAUCCUCCGCCACCUCCCUUGCCUCCUCGACCACGCCGCGUUCGCCGAUGUCUGCAAGCGGUGGCGCACCAUCGCUGGGCGGAACCCGCCGCCUAUGCAGCCGUGGCUGCUCAAGCCGUCCACCGCCGCGACCUCCUUCUUCUGCGUCGCCUGCGAGCGCAACCACCAGGGCCCCCGCAUGCCGGACUACGCUCGCGGGGCUCGCGUGUGCGGCUCAUUCCCGGGCGGGUGGGUCGCCGUCGCCGAUAUCCCCACGAUCGGCGGGCCCGCUUCUCCCGGGAAUCGUAGCCCCGCUCUGCUCAACCUCUGCAACGGCGAACGCGUCGGCCUCCCGAGAUCCCUUCGCGACAACAACCCUCGUGUCACCAACAUCAACCUCGUCCACACCGUCAUCCUCUCCGACGACCCGUCCGACAGCAUUGGCCCGUACUGCGCCGCCGCCAUAGUGUCUGGCAAGCCCAACAUCGUGUUCUGGCGCCCCGGCAUGAGUUACUGGACGCCGCCGAUGCUCAAGUGGGACGCGCCGAUGAAGAAAUGGAAGAAGCUGCUACCCAAGGACCCAAUCGAGGACGUCAAAUACUUCGUCGCCAGCGCGCUCGGCGUGGGCUUCCAUGUCCUCACCAGCAACGAGGACAUCCUGGUGUACGCGCCCAGCACCAACGACAAGCCCAGAGAGCUCACGAUGUCGUCGGUGGAGACGUACAAGGUUCGCAGAAAUCGUCACCCGACCAUGCCGGAGCCAGGGGAGGUGGUCGCCCGCUACCUCACGCAGUCCCGCGGCAAGAUGCUCAUGGUCGUCAGGUACGUCUCCGCGGAGAGGACCACGAUGGCGUUCGACGUCUUCAGGUUGGAGCGCCAGCCACCUUCCUGGAGCUGGAAGAAACUGGCCCCCGAGGCCCUCACAAGCCUGACGAUCUUCCUCGUGCAAGGCUCCUCCGUCGCCGUCCACAGCUUGCUGGAUGAGUCCGAGAGGAAGCCCUUCCCUCUCAGCAUCUACUUCCUGCAUGACCCCGUGAGGUUCGACGACGCGGGGACCUCGCAGUCGCCGCAGAUCGAGAACCCGUUCCCCUGCAGCGACGCCGGCAGGUGCCGCCUGUUCGACCAGAACAUCGUCCACUGCCUACCGCGAGAGCCGCCAUCAGACUGUUCGCCAUGGUCUUGGUUCUUCCUGCCCCCAAACAACGCCGUGCGUCAUUUGUAUUCGGUGGAAGUCAUCAGAGAACUCUUAGGAGCAGGAGGGCGUGCAUCUGCUUCAUCUUCAGGAUGAGUAGGAUUUCGUGCAGAUUGUUCAGUAUUCCGUUAAUUCAACUCAGGUACUCCAUAAAGAUUUGGCAAUAUGUUAGAGCAAGGAUUGAGACAUGACUCCUUGUUGCUGUAUCAUGAGGUAUAUGACGCGUUAUCUCCGGCUUGCACUUCCGAGUUAAUUUUUUUUUCUUUUUAGAUAAUACUCUGCUGCUAUUUCUUCCACUGAUGCCUGAUCCCACUGUUGUGCUGUUAAUCAUUUUAACAUUCUACUGAUCUCUGGCUCUCUGCAUUUGUCUAAUGGCUGAAUGAUGCAGGCUAUAAUUUUCCUAAUCCACCUAUUACAGCUGAUCAA